This is a messenger RNA of Saprolegnia diclina VS20, 1680 nucleotides long. RefSeq lists its product as hypothetical. The record is from RefSeq and is a predicted model, not a curated record. Lineage: Eukaryota; Oomycota; Saprolegniomycetes; Saprolegniales; Saprolegniaceae. The transcript is spliced from 6 exons. Bases 1 to 1680 code for a protein of 559 amino acids.
AUGAACACGUUCGGCAAGUUCCUCGGGCAUGGCUCGUCGAGCAACACUGCCGCGGGCAACGCGCCGAGCGUGACGUCGAGCACAGGCCUAAGCUUUGCGUCGACGAUCGGGCCGCCGUCCGGCGCCAGCACUGCCAUGUCGGCCAUGUCGCGGCUCGGCGGCUUCAUGACCAAGGUUCCGUUUCCCUUGGGCGCGACGGCGGCGGCGCCGACCAACAAGAUCGAGCGUGCAAGCCACGAUGGUGAGCUCACCGAGUACGUGUACGAGCACGACCGCGUCGACGGCGGCGUCCUGCGGCCAAGUGUCGACCCGAAGCGGUACGGCGACGCGUCCGCUGCGAUCGGGCUGGGCGACGACGUCUUUCCGACGACGACGCUGCCGGAAGGGUACGAGUGGACGAGCGAGUGGGAGGUCGACCUCUUCUCCAACUGGGCGAGCGUCGACAAGGACGGCUGGACGUACGGCGCGGACUGGACCGACGUGCUCAAGCUCGCAAAGGAGGAGCUCAGCCACGCGACAAAGCACCCGAACGACGCCGUGCGCCGCCGCCGCCACGUGCGCUACUACAAAAAGAAAGACCAAGGCAGCCGCGCCGAGGCCGAGCCCGAGACGACGACGACGUGGGCGGCCGAGCAAGAUUUGCGGAUGAGCGACGAAGACGCCGACGACCCGUUCUCGCGCACGGCGCAGAAGAAGCAGUCGGGCUUCCGGACCAUGAACUUUGCGACGCGCGCGGGCAAAGACUUUACAAAGGACUACGCCAACAUCACGGACCUCGGGUCGUUGCCGUGGCUUGUCAACGCCCAGGACGCGAGCGCGGUCCAGUCGGACGAAGCGAUUCGCGAGAAAACCGCCAACCUCGAAGAGCGCAUCAAGAAGGCGGCCGAGAAGAGCGCGGCGCAGGAAGAGGCGCUGCGCGCCAAGCACCAGAAGAAGCUCCGCGACGUUGCCCUCCAGCAGAAGAAGCUGUCGCUGCUCGUGGAGCAGUACCGCAAGGUCAAGGCCGAGUACGACACGCUGCAGGCCAAUGCGACCGAGCUCGCGCGCGUCGUCGACACACUGCGCAAGGAAGCGACGGAAAAGGAUAUUUUGGCCAACGAAGACCAGCGCGCCAUCAACGCCGAGAUGCAGGCCGCCAACCAGGCGCUCGAGGAGAAGGCCAAAGCGCUCGUGACGGCGCGCAUUCGCUACAAGCGCGACAACAAGGCACUCGGCGCCGCGAUCCAAGCGGCCAAGCAGCGGCUGGAGGCGCAGGAGAAGACCAAGGCGGCGGGCGGCGACGACCCGGUCGCGGCCGAGCUCGACGAGAUGGUCGAGAAGCUCACAAAGCUCCACAGCAAGGUCGAAGCCGUCAAGCAGCAUCGGCUCGCGAUUGAAGAAGAACGCAAAGAAAUGUUUAGCCAAGUUGUCGAAAAGAAGUCCGACUUGCGACUACAGUCCAAGAUGAAGCUCGAGGCGACGCUGCACGAGAUCGACUCGAAGCUCGAGCAUCUUAAGCAAGAGCAAGCGAAUUUGCUCAAGGCGUACGCCAACAAGCCUGAAGGCGAGCUCCUCAAGCAACUCAACAACAGACGGAGUGACAUUCGCAAUGAAAUGUCGGCGCUCAAGAGCCGGCGCGCCGAGCUCGUCUCGCACAACGCGGCGCCCAGCGCGCCCCGACCGCAAGUCGCAGAGCUCUAA